Triplophysa rosa is the source of this 1429-nucleotide messenger RNA. RefSeq names its product LIM domain only 2 (rhombotin-like 1) (gene lmo2). Gene Ontology annotation, cellular component: nucleus. The transcript is spliced from 3 exons. The coding region runs from base 489 to 968 and encodes 159 amino acids. Lineage: Eukaryota; Metazoa; Chordata; Actinopteri; Cypriniformes; Nemacheilidae. Gene Ontology annotation, biological process: positive regulation of transcription by RNA polymerase II. The record is from RefSeq and is a predicted model, not a curated record. Gene Ontology annotation, molecular function: DNA-binding transcription factor binding; transcription coactivator activity.
ACCUGCUGCCCUACAAUAACGGGACCAAAGACAGCAGCCUCACGGGACAGCGCGCAGUACGCAUCGCAGAGGAUACGCGCACGCUUGAUGUCAAUUCUACAUCCAUGGUGUCAUUAGACAACGUGCAUGUGCAGGGACAUCUGCCUGUCGGCACUUCUUUAUUUAGAAAUAACAUAUAGCAUGAGGACUGAAUGCGUGGGAUCUGGGUGAACGAAGACACAUUAAUUCUGGACAUUAUUUUUGGAUUCAAUUGGAUGAUAGGAAUGCUUUGGAAUUUGGCGUAAAUUAUGUCUUAUAUAGGUUGCUCUCCUCUCUAGUGCGCUCAAAGGCAGCAAGGCAGGUGCAUUUUAUGCGCACGCUUGAACCGUUUUUGUACAGUUUCUCAUUUUUGGGACAUUAAUGGUCUUACUGACGUCGAGUGUAUAGGACAUACCUGUUUUUCAAGUGCGCAUAUGUUCUGGACAAUUCCUGAAGCAUUCAUUUAACACAUGGCAUCUACAAUAGAGAGAAAGACCUUGGAGGCUAACGAGGAACCCGUUGAUGAGGUGCUUCAGAUGCCACCCUCACUCCUAACGUGCGGCGGGUGUCAGCAGAGCAUCGGGGACCGUUUCUUCCUUAAGGCUAUCGAACAGUAUUGGCAUGAGGAUUGCCUAAGCUGUGACCUCUGCGGCUGCCGCUUGGGGGAGGUGGGCCGCAGGCUUUACUACAAACUUGGCAGGAAGCUGUGUAGAAGGGACUACCUCAGGCUAUUUGGUCAGGAUGGGCUCUGUGCUUCUUGUGAAAAGAGGAUCCGGGCCUUUGAAAUGACAAUGCGUGUCCGUGACAAAGUAUACCACCUUGAAUGCUUCAAAUGUGCCGCCUGUCAGAAACACUUCUGUGUUGGAGAUCGCUACCUGCUAAUCAAUUCGGACAUUGUGUGCGAACAGGACAUUUUUGAGUGGACCAAACUGAAUGGCAACAUGAUCUAGUUUUCUCCCCGUCACAAACCCCGUAUGUAGUCAAUUCAAUUUUUACCCAAAAAAAAUUUAGCUCUAGAAGCCACGAUCAGAAACAUUUUCUAAAUGAUCAAUUCUUUUUUUCUUUAAUUAUAAUUUAAUUAAAAUUUUCUUUUUUUAUUCAGUUGUGACAAGCUACGAGCAGCGUACAAUUGUUUUUCUAUUUAAUUUUUAUCAAAUAACUACACAAAAACAGUUUGUAAUGUAUUGCAAUAAACUCUAUUUCCCUUUGAUACUUUCAUAGAAAGUAAUACUAUAAGAAAUGUUAAUGUGAAGACACUUGCUUAGAGCAUUACCUAUGCUUUCCACCCAAAACAAACAGCAUAGAGCCAUUUGUUCUUUUACACACUGUGUUACAUCUGUAUGUAUUAAUAGGUGUGUUUGUUAUAUAAAGGAGAAAGAAUUACUGACAGCAAUAAAUUACUUUACUUAAC